Paramisgurnus dabryanus is the source of this 2837-nucleotide messenger RNA. The record is from RefSeq and is a predicted model, not a curated record. Lineage: Eukaryota; Metazoa; Chordata; Actinopteri; Cypriniformes; Cobitidae.
CAGCUAUCUUAACAUAUGAUGUAGUAUUUUUACACCAUACUUAAGGUACUAAGGUUUAAAAACAGACAUAUCUCUGUUUGUGUAUCUUAUCAAUCUCAUGACACGGAGCUCGCUGACACAGGAUCCGUUUGCGUGCCCGGGCGCUUGCAGCACUUAGGUUCUUAGGAAAGUCCGCUUUCACUUUGUUGCACCAUCAUGUGAAACCCCACCAUGUGAUUCUUAACUCACAGGAAAUUCCUCAAUACGGUUCAUAAAUCAGCUCAAGUAGCUAUAGGCAUAUAUAAACCAUCUCCUUGCAGCACACAGUGUUUUUAGGCUUUUAUUGUAGUCAGACAUGGAUGUAGACCUGCAUGGACUGUUUAAGAAUAACAAAACCUUUGAUUAUGAUGAUGAUUACGUGUAUACUGAUGAGGACUCUCAGCCCUGCCAAUCCUGUGGCUUCGUAACGGUCUUCAUCCCACUGCUGUAUUCAGUGGGGCUGUUAUGGGGAUUGCUAGGAAAUGGGCUGGUUCUGCUGACAUUGUGGAGUAAGAGACGUAAAUUGAGUGUGAUGGACAUCUUCAUCCUCCAUUUGGGUAUAGCUGAUGUUCUCCUGAUGCUGACACUGCCCCUCUGGGCUGUAGAUGCAGUGAGAGGAUGGAUUAUGGGCACAGGGUCCUGCAAACUGGCCGGAGCUUUGUUCAAGAUAAAUUUAUACUGUUGUAUCUUCAUCCUGGCCCUCACUGGUCUUGAACGUUACCUGUCCAGUGUCCGUGGAGUGGAGAUGUUUUCUCGUAAUCAUCCCAGUGUGGUUCACCUCAGCUGCGUGAUUGUCUGGGUCGUCAGCCUGCUCCUUUCCAUUCCUGACUGGAUCUAUCUGGAAGCCAUCAUGAAUGAAACGACUCCGGAGAAAUGGCAAUGCGAUCACGUUUACCCCAAUAAUGGCAUGCGUAUUUCCAUCCGUCUUUUACUUCUUGUCGUGGGUGUUAUUUUGCCUGCACUUAUGCUGCUGUUCUGUAGCAUCUUGCCGUAUGUACAGAGCAGAACCAGUGGACCGCAGCAGAAGAAGAAGAAGGACAUAAGAACAUGUGUCUUUGUAGCGCUAGGGCUGGCGUGCCUUCUUGGCUGGACUCCAUAUAACGUUGCCUUCGUUGUAGACACUCUCUCCACAUCAACAGCUUCAAAAUGGUGUGAAGGAAAGCGAUGGACAGCUGUCGAUGCAACAGCCGUUUUGGGGCUUCUCCAUUGUGUGGCCAAACCUGUGAUUUACCUCUGCUUCUCUAAAGAGUUUCAGCGACGUGCUAUGUCUAUGGUGAAGUUAAAAUGUUUUGAUGAAGACAGCAAUGAGGUUUCGCUUUGGGACUGCGGUGAGGGAAGCGGUUGUGCUGGCGUUCAGCAAGAGGAACAGAGUUCACUUCAUCCUAUAAAUGACAUUAAUCAAACACCAAAAACCCAGGAUCAGAACGUGUGAGGAAACAUGGAUCAUGUUGAAAACUGUAUCUCAUUAAUAAUUUAUUUUAUUUACAACAUAAUUUAUUCAACUCAAAAGCUUUAGAUACAAUCACAAAGUUAUGAAAUAGCUUAUUGGUGGUUGAUGGAUGGGUUUUUAACAUUUGUUUCUGGGAUUUUUGUCUUGUUUCUGUACAGAGAUGUGUUCCUGUAACUCAACUUGAAAGUACGGUGCUAGAAAUGUCAAUGGGUUGGAUAACGGAAUAGUUAGUUGCGUAAUGCAUUAACAGUUAUGGAUGCUAAAUAGCCUUUCAUUGGAAAAUGAUAAAUAUGUCCAGUUAUUUUCUUUUUUGCACUUUAAUAUUAUUUACUUUCAUACGUUGUCAAAUGUAUUAUUUUAUGUUGGCUUGUCUUGAGUGUUGUGAAAUAGUGUUUUGAAAUCAUAGGUGUAGGGAUGAUGAUAAGUGGGAUACAUGUCAUAAACCUAAUCAACUCAUCAUGAAUAUUAAUAAGGUGAUGUAACAUUUUCCCAAAAGCUCUUGCUGAAGUGUAAGUAGUUUACUACAAGACAUUACUGUAUCAUGCUACUGGAGCUUUCAGUUCCCAGAGGCUUGGUCUUAAAGUGGUAGCCGGCUAUGUUUUUUUUUUUUUAAAGUCGCCAUGAAAGGGAAGUAGCGAUUGUCUUAUUUUCAUGUCGUGAUGUAUAUCCAAGUGAAAAUCCAGUGCUUCUGAAAUGAGAAAAAGUGUAGGGCAGGAGCUGGGUCAUGUUGCCUUCAUGCAAUUCCUCGUGACAGGAAGUAAAGAGAGAUUGUUUCAAGUAGGGGAAGAGAUUAGUGUUUUUGAGUAGAUUUAGAGAGCACAUGAAUUAAAAAAUAAUAAAUAAUGAAUAAUAAUAAUGAUAAUAAUAAUAAUGAAGCUCACAGAUAAGUCAUUUAUAAAAAUAGCAUUCUAUUCCUUGAAAAAUGGUUUUAAUUUCAGUUAUGAUGACUUGAACAGGCUAAACCCAUGUAUUCGCUAAUAAUAAUAAUCCAAUGUUCUGUGUAAUGAUCUGUAUUUACAGUCAUUAUUUAAAAAAUUAUUUAGAUGAUUCUGGUUUGUAGCUACGAAUACUGAUUGCAUUGAAAAGCUGUUUAAAGCUGCUGUAAGGAUACUAAUAUCGAUAUCAAAACAUUGAGCACAUCUGUCGAAUAAGUUUCAGAUCGACUGUGAGGUUCUUAGCAAGGCAUGAUGCGUUUUACUGGUAAAUAGACUUUGAAAGGGAAGUGAAAAGUAAUGAUAUUGUAUAAGCAUGUUGUGUUAUGUUGAUGAAAAAUGAUUGAGAAAAAUAUUUCAUUAUAAUAAUUUAUUGGCACUUAUGCUUGUUUGUUGUUAAAUAAAAUCUAAUUUCCAGUAGGUGUGGGUCAUGAGUU